This is a messenger RNA of Paramuricea clavata, 1747 nucleotides long. The record is from the annotation of a GenBank genome assembly. NCBI's taxonomy places the organism in Eukaryota, Metazoa, Cnidaria, Anthozoa, Malacalcyonacea, Plexauridae.
CAAAAACAACUAAAAUGGCGUACGGAAAAGAAGCGAUAGUUGAUAAACAGGGUUAAUUUUGGUGUUUUGGUGGCCGAAACGGUGAAUUUACAUUGUUUUAAGUGUGGGUACAAAAGAGUUUGUGUGUUUGAAGAUGUAGUAUUGCAGCGAUUACUGAACAUGAAUUCUGCAUGGAAAGUAAUGAAAUUUGAAAAGUGAAACUGCGUUACUCGGGUUACUGAGGCUCGGCAUUUAAAAAUGGUAGAAAUGUACGCUUGGGGCAAGGCGGCAUCUGGCCAGCUAGCUGUAGGAGAAACAGACGAAGAGCUAGUUCAUUUGCCAAUGCAAGUACCGUAUUAUGAAGGAUUUUCACCGAAAGUAGUAGACAUUGCUUGCGGCUCUCAGCAUACUGUAUUUCUGACCAAUGAUGGUAUGGUUUACACUUGCGGUAGCAACGAUUUUGGGCAACUUGGUCAUGGUAAAGUUUGCAGGAAACCAGGUAACCAGGAGACAUAAUUAUGAGGAAUUAUGAAUAUUUAAUAAUAUAAUUAACCUUAUCUUUGGAGGGCUUUAGCCCCCUCUUUUUCUGCUAUUGCAAAGUUGGUGGGGCUUUCCGUAGCCCCACCCCCCAUUCUGCUGCCUGUAAUUGUGACGUUUUCCACAAACCGAAACAAACAAUUUCUUCCCUCGUAGAAAGGAUAGAUUCCAUUGAAACAAUGACUAUAAAACAAGUGAGAUGUGGACAGGAUUUUACAUUGGCCCUCAACAAUAAAGGCAAGGUUCUCAGUUGGGGUAAUAACAGAAGUGGUCAACUUGGGCACCCUGUACUUGACAUCAUUCAAAGGCCAAGGUAAAUGUCGGACUAAGUGAGGGACGAUAAGUGGUUAUUUAUGCAGUAAUUGUGUGGGCACACCAAUCAGUGAUGGUAUUUGAGUACUUUAAUUAUGAGAGAGUGCUUAAGUGUUUCUAAAAUGCCAUUUCCUGGAUUAUCAUUCUAGAAAGAAUUUUCUAAACAAUUAGGCCACUCCAAAUUAGACUUUGGUCUCUCGUCCUCUGCCCGCAUCUCCCAGAAUUGGCCACAUUAUUUGUCUGUUGUUUUCAUGAUUUGACGUUUAUGGCUAUAAGAAUAGCGAAAAUCCACAGUUUUUGAAUAAUCUAUCAAGAAAUACAUAUUUAUAAUAUAAUAUAAUAUGUAAAAAUCGAAAUAAAAUUGUUGAAACUUUAUAUAUCAUUAAGAGCGUGAAUUGUUGUUUUUGUUUGUUUUUACUACGGUAACUGCUGAGCUACACACUUCCAUUACAAGUUUUGAUUUUUGAAUGUAAAAAACUGCUCAUAAGCAUAAAUAUAAUAGAUAAGGUUAAUAUCCUGGCUUUCAUUUCUGCAUACAAAAAAUAAAAAAAAUUGUGUAGAAACGUAUGUGGUGGCUGAAUGGACAUUUAAAACGUGUAUCUAUUUUAUUAUGGAAUAACGGGUUGUGUUAGAUCCUUUCUGACAACAUAAUGGAUGAUGGAAAUGGACUGACCACCCCUUUACUCUGUCUAACAGCUGACAGUUUUACUUGUCAAGAGGAGAGCAUUGCAUGACGUUAUUUUUUUGUGGAUAAUAAAAAUGGUGUGUGUCUUUGUCAAGUUUGUUUUCUAAUUUGCAUAUUUGAAGGAGCAUCAAGCAUUUUAAUGAAAUUCAUGUCACUCAAAUUAGCUGUGGAAUGCAGCAUUCAUUGGCUCUAGCUACUGGUAGGUCGGAAAAUAAUUUUCUCUCAAAGUAUUAA